Messenger RNA from Propithecus coquereli (Coquerel's sifaka), 1073 nucleotides. It is a transcript of the gene NQO1, whose product is annotated as NAD(P)H dehydrogenase, quinone 1. Gene Ontology annotation, cellular component: cytosol. The record is from RefSeq and is a predicted model, not a curated record. The coding region runs from base 112 to 936 and encodes 274 amino acids. NCBI's taxonomy places the organism in Eukaryota, Metazoa, Chordata, Mammalia, Primates, Indriidae. Gene Ontology annotation, molecular function: NAD(P)H dehydrogenase (quinone) activity. The transcript is spliced from 6 exons.
GACUCCUCCCGGGUUGCAGCCCGCGCGGCACAGCCCCGUACUUUGCCCAGGCCAGGGUCGCCCCGGCAACCACCAGCCCAGCCAAUCAGCGCCCCGGAUUGCGUCAGAGCCAUGGCUGUCAGAAAAGCACUGAUCGUACUCGCUCACUCAGAGAGGACGUCCUUCAACUAUGCUAUGAAGGAGGCUGCUGUAGGGACUUUGAAGAGGAAAGGAUGGGAGGUGGCCGAGUCGGACCUCUAUGCCAUGAACUUCAAUCCCAUCAUUUCCAGAAAGGACAUCACAGGUAAACUGAAGGACCCUGAGAACUUUCAGUAUCCUGUGGAGUCUGUUCUAGCUUAUAAAGAAGGCCGUCUGAGCCCGGAUAUUGUGGCUGAACAAAAGAAGCUGGAAGCUGCAGACCUUGUGAUAUUUCAGUUCCCACUGCAAUGGUUUGGAGUCCCUGCCAUUCUGAAAGGCUGGUUUGAGCGAGUGCUGAUAGCGGAGUUUGCAUACACAUAUGCUGCCAUGUAUGACAAGGGACCUUUCCGGAAUAAAAAGACACUGCUUUCCAUUACCACUGGUGGCAGUGGCUCCAUGUACUCUCUGCAGGGUGUCCAUGGGGACAUGAAUAUCAUUCUCUGGCCAAUUCAGAGUGGCAUUCUGCAUUUCUGUGGCUUCCAAGUCUUAGAACCUCAGCUGACAUACAGCAUUGGACACACUCCAGCGGAUGCCCGAAUUCAGAUCCUGGAAGGAUGGAAGAAACGUCUGGAGAAUAUUUGGGAUGAGACACCACUGUAUUUUGCUCCAAGCAGCCUUUUUGACCUAAACUUCCAGGCAGGGUUCUUAAUGAAAAAAGAGGUACAGGAUGAACAGAAAAACAAGAAAUUUGGCCUUUCUGUGGGCCAUCACUUGGGCAAGUCCAUCCCAACUGACAACCAGAUCAAAGCUAGAAAAUAAAAUUCGCAAGAUUUGAUUUUCUUCUAACAUGUAGUCAAAUCUGGGUGUCUUUUUAGGCUUCCCUGACUUGCUUUAGCUUUUAAGAUUUGGAUUUUUCUUUUUCCACAAGGAAUGAAUAGGAGAGGGAAUAGACUGUA